UUAAUAAUGUUUCACAGUUAUUUUUCAGUUUUCGAUUUGAUCUUGUUAUUAAUCUUGUUUGUUUAUUUAAUCUUUGAUUGAACAAUAUUGUGUACUAAUUUUGCUGUGUUUACUUGAUCGAAUUCAUUUUUCGUUUGCCCGUCAUAGUUUGAAAUAUCAUGUUGAAAACAACAUCAUAAAUUUUCAUCUUCAGUAUCAGCAAACAAUGUAUAUCGGCCAAACUGUUAAAGAGUUAUGAGUCAAUUGUUAUAAGAUUUACAUUUCAAAUGUUGAAAGUCAUACAGAUGGGCAUUCAAGCUUUCAUGGUGUUAGCCUCGAAGGUGUGGGCCUGCAUAUGUUUCCUGAUAAAACGACAGAUAAAAACUGUACGCCAAUAUCAACCAGUUAAAUAUGGAGUGUUUCCUCUAUUACCAUUGUCCAGGCAUAGAAUAAGUAUGGUAAAACGGAAAGUUUUGGUGCUAGAUUUAGAUGAGACAUUAAUACAUUCACACCAUGAAGGUGUCCUACGUCAUCCGUCCAAACCAGAAAUGCCACCAGAUUUUAUUUUAAAAGUUACCAUUGAGCGGCACCCAGUAAGAUUUUAUGUUCAUAAGAGGCCGCAUGUUGAUUUUUUUUUAGAUGUGGUUUCUAAAUGGUAUGAGCUGGUAGUCUUUACAGCUAGUAUGCAAAUUUAUGGUGCUGCAGUCGCUGAUAAAUUAGACAAUCGAAGGGGAAUAUUAAGAAGACGAUUCUAUAGACAACACUGCACGCCUGAAAUGGGUUCUUAUACUAAAGAUUUGACAUCAGUUUCAAGUGAUUUAUCGAGGGUUUUUAUACUCGACAAUUCACCAGCAGCAUACAGAGCAUUUCCUGAUAAUGCAAUACCAAUUAAAUCAUGGUUUUCAGAUACUUCAGAUACAGCAUUGUUAAACCUCUUACCAAUGUUAGAUGCGUUACGAUUUACAGAUGAUGUACGUAGCGUAUUAAGUAGAAAUUUACACAAUCAUAACUUAUGGCAAUGAUCUGUUCAAUAUAACCUGUUGAAUUUCGUAUUAAAUAAUAUUUUUGACUAUUUCAAUAAUAUAAUGUGAAUAUACUAACUAACUUAUCUGACUUAAAGCGCAAAUAUUUAAUUUAUAUUAGUAUAAAACUUAAUAAAUAAUAAAAUAAGUGAUAUCUUCUAUUUCAACAGCAAUACAUUCAUUACUAUUCAUUUAUUUCUUUUACGUCCAUGUGUUGUGAAAUAAUAUUUAUAUAAUUUCAAACAAACUUGUUAUUUUAUAAAACAUAUUUAAUUGAGUUUAUAGACUGGCCAAGUUUA
Molecule: messenger RNA, 1300 nt
Organism: Rhopalosiphum maidis (corn leaf aphid)
Lineage: Eukaryota; Metazoa; Arthropoda; Insecta; Hemiptera; Aphididae
Gene: Dd
Product: CTD nuclear envelope phosphatase 1 homolog
Exons: 6
Coding region: 267-1001 (244 amino acids)
Molecular function (GO): protein serine/threonine phosphatase activity
Source: RefSeq, a predicted model, not a curated record